AUGGGAUAUCGCCUCUUGAGGGAUCUGGACAUCGGCAUGCAGUUACGCGCAAUCUAUGAUAAUGAUGAUUUUAAGGGAGAGGAAGAAGAAGAGGAUAGUUUUGAGAGUGGGGGGGACGAUGUGGAUGAGGAGGAUGAGGCAGCCGAAUAUUCCUCGCCUGAGAGGAGGGAUAUACAUUUUGGAGUUUACACUCCCGGUGAUUCCAGUGUUCGUGUCGGUCCACAGAGUACUCUUUUUAGAGGUCUCAGUACUACUCUUCAUCAUGCCGGCCCACAGAGUGAUCUUUUUAGAGGUCCUAGUACUACUCUUCAUGAUACUGGACUGCGGGCCAUUUUGUUUGGAGGUCCCGGUAGUACUCUUCAUGAUGUCAACUCCCAGCAUCAUUAUGGCGGGACUUCGGCGCACCCCCUUCUGACUAGUCAGCCUCAUUCCCAUUUUGGUGCCGCCUACAUUGGUGCCUCUAGCCGUCCUGAGGCACCUGCAACGUCAUCAGGUACUAGCAGACGGUCUAAGGUUUCUAAUGAAGAAAUUGAUGAUUGGGUUGUGACGGACGACGUACCUGGCGGGCCAUGUGAUGGGUCAGUGAUUCCUAGUUUUCUUGGCCACACUGCUUAUCAGUUGUGGAAUGGAGAACCAAGAGAUUACCUGACAAUGAAGCCAGAGAAGAAGAGUUUGUCUAGAUUGCAUGGAUGGGUCCUCCCCGCUGAUCAGGUUCAAGCUUGGGUGUGGAUCUUGUUAGCCUCAACACUCUUUCUUGACAGGAGUGGGGGCAGGAUUAGUGCUUCACUUAUGAACGACCUCUACGGAGGUAUCGAAAAUAUUGAAGCUUACUCCUGGGGAUCCGGUACACUAGCAUUCCUCUAUCGUCAGCUUGGGAUUGCUAGUCGAGCAGGGUGUACCAUGAUGGCUGGUUGUAUGACCCUUCUCCAGGCAUGGAUAUAUGAGUAUUUUCCAUACUUCCAGCCCUAG
Molecule: messenger RNA, 969 nt
Organism: Oldenlandia corymbosa var. corymbosa
Lineage: Eukaryota; Viridiplantae; Streptophyta; Magnoliopsida; Gentianales; Rubiaceae
Source: the annotation of a GenBank genome assembly